Anolis carolinensis (green anole) is the source of this 7006-nucleotide messenger RNA. It is a transcript of the gene crispld2, whose product is annotated as cysteine rich secretory protein LCCL domain containing 2. The coding region runs from base 1186 to 2955 and encodes 589 amino acids. The record is from RefSeq and is a predicted model, not a curated record. The transcript is spliced from 15 exons. NCBI's taxonomy places the organism in Eukaryota, Metazoa, Chordata, Lepidosauria, Squamata, Anolidae. Gene Ontology annotation, cellular component: extracellular region.
GAUAUGAAAUCCAGCAUAUAUAUCUUGUUUGCUGUGUCAUAAUAAAAUAAUUAUUAUUAUUUGGGGCGGCUCACAGAUAAUACCAGAUAAAAACAACAACAAUAUACAAUAUAUCAAUGAGCAAAAACAUGCACAAAUGAUAAAAUUUAGACAUUAACCUCUAGAAAUAAAAACACACUUAAUCAAACAUGGAAUUAAAACAGCGAGGUUAUGAUAAUAUACUAAGUAAAGUGCACAUUAUAAAGUGCACAUGAGAAGAAGGGUGGAAUAUAAUAUUGUACAUAAAUAAUCUAUAUAUAUAAAAGAGUGAUGGAAUCCUGGCGACCCACAAAACAACAAAACUACAGGCCCCCCAACCUCGAAAUUUGACAACACAACCCAUCAUCCAUGCCUCUAGGUUGAUACAACAAAAAGAAAAGAAAAAUAAAGUCCUAAUUAGAGAGAGAGGAAUAAUUGCUUUUAUCCAAUUGCUGCCAGUUAGAAGGCUAAGCUCCUCCAACUUGGUCUCCUAGCAACCCAAUAAAAAAUAAUAAAAAACACUAAAAAAUAAUUAAAAACACUAAAAAAUUAAUACAAUAAAAUACUAUAAUAACAGAAAAUAACUAAAAAAAUACAAGAAAAUAAUAAAAUAUAAUAAAUAAAAAGAUAACUUACAAUAAAAUUAAUUUAAAAAAUACAAAUAACGUCAAAUAAAAAUUACACAACAAUUUUUAACCAAUACCACCACCACUUUGCCACAGCAACGCGUGGCCGGGCACAGCUAGUAAUAAAUAAAAGUAAAGUGCACGUUAUAAAGUGCACAUGAGAAUAAGGGCGGAAUAUAAUAUUGUACAUAAAUAAACAAAACGGUUAAAACGGUGUCAAGCUGCAUUCAUUCUACAAUGUAGAUGCACCCAGGGAAUCCAAUGCAGCCAACCCUUCCUUUUGAGUCCAUCCUCCUUAACUCUUAAUUCUUUCCAGAGCCAAGUUUUUUCUCUCCUCUUGAAAAAAACAAACAGGAGCCUCAAGCCCAAGCAUCAAGGCUGGCUUCAGUCAAGGCGGCUUCCAGGGAAAUGUCAAGAGAGAUCUUGGAAUUGGCCUUCGAAGGGGAGGAGAAGCCAGACAGGGGGAGGAGGAAGGAAAGAAAGAAAGAAGGAAGGAAGGGAAGAAGGAAGGAAGAAGGAUGAUAUAAAGGCCGCGGAGGAGAUGCUGUUCUGCCCCAGUUGCUCUCUCCAAGCCCAGCGAGAAGGAGAGCCUCCCCAGCUCCUCAAACAGAAGGCAGAGAUCUCGGUUGCCGGGAGUUUGCCGGACUCAGAUCCUUCUCUUUGGUGCCGAAAGGAUCCCAAGAAGCAGAGCAGAAGGAUCACUGUUUGCAACCGUAAGUCUGAAGAACAUCUCAGAAGAAGACUUUUUGGAACAAGUGUUGCCUGCCACCCAAUUUCGACGUCUUGCACGAUGGCCAGGAAUCCCUCUCCGGCGUGGACUCUGCUCCCCUUUGGGCUCCUGUUUGUGGUCCAUGGGACCCAAGCCUUCUUCUUGCCCAACGCCACCCACUUGGAAAGCCUCCUCAGCAAAUACCGUGAGGAGCAGCCCCACGUGAGGACCAGGAGGGCCAUCUCCCCCUCGGACAAGGACGAGAUCCUGGCCCUUCACAACAAGCUGCGAGGCCAGGCCUACCCGUCGGCAUCCAACAUGGAGUACAUGACCUGGGACGAUGAGCUGGAGCGGUCAGCCGAGUCCUGGGCGCAUCAGUGCAUUUGGGACCACGGACCCCACAGCCUCCUGCCGUCCAUCGGCCAGAACCUGGGCGUCCACUGGGGCAGGCAACGUCCUCCCACCUUCCAUGUCCAGUCUUGGUAUGAUGAAGUGAAAGACUACACGUAUCCGUACCCUCACGAGUGCAACCCUUGGUGCCCAGAAAGGUGCACGGGACCCAUGUGCACACAUUACACACAGAUAGUCUGGGCCACGACAAAUAAGGUGGGCUGCGCUGUCCACGUCUGCCCGAGGAUGGAUGUUUGGGGCCAACUCUGGGAGAAUGCUGUUUAUCUCGUCUGCAACUAUUCCCCCAAAGGAAACUGGAUCGGAGAAGCUCCGUACAAGAACGGCAGGCCGUGCUCCGAAUGCCCGCCGAGCUACGGAGGAGUCUGCCGGGAAAACCUCUGCUACAAAGAUGACGCUUACGCCCAGAAGCCCGAGAGAGAGGAGACCAACGAGGUGGAGGUGCCGCAGGUGACGGAGGAGAAACACGUGUGGGUGCCGGAGAGGGCGAGGCCACAGCCCACCAGGCCCGCCACGGAGAAGAAGACCCCGCGCACAGCCCUGGCCCACAUGACCCAAGUGAUCAAAUGUGACACCAAAAUGAGGGACAAAUGCAAAGGCUCGACGUGUAACAGAUACCUCUGUCCCGCCGGAUGUUCGAACAGCAGAGCAAAAGUGUUUGGGACCUUCGACUAUGAGAGUUCAUCCAGCAUAUGUCGGGCUGCCAUUCAUUCCGGCGUGUUGGACAACCGAGGAGGAUUAGUCGAUAUCACCAGGAAAGGAAGAUCAGACUUCUUUGUCAAGUCAACACGAAAUGGAAUUGAAUCGAUAAGUAAAUUCAAGCCUUCCAAUGCCUUUGUCGUGUCCAAAGUGACAGUGCAGACACUGGAUUGUUACACCACGGUAGAAGAACUCUGUCCAUUCAAGAAGCCCGCCACGCAUUGCCCAAGGUCAUACUGUCCGGCGUAUUGCAAGAAUGAGCCAUCCUACUGGGCUCCGGUCUACGGGACCAAUGUUUACGCAGAUAGCUCGAGUAUCUGCAAGACGGCUGUGCACGCGGGGGUCCUGAAGGAGAACGAAGGGGGUUACGUGGAUGUCAUGCCCGUGGACAAGAAGAAGUCCUACAGCGGUUCUUUGAAGAACGGGAUUCGGUCUGAAAGCUUAAAGACUCCGAGGGAAGGGAAGGCCUUCCGGAUCUUCGCCGUGAAGCAAUAAACCUCCGAGAGGACCAGCCCUUCAAUCCAAGGAGGAGCACGUUGCGCUGUACUUAAGCGACGGGACCAGGCCCAUUCAUCCCGACAUGUAGUACGACAAAGCCCUAUUAGUUAAAACUCUUGAAAGCGAGCGGGAGAGAAAUAACAAGAUGGCUGCAGGAAUCGCCUUUGGACUAUCCGUGUGUCAUUGGCGUCACGUCUUAUUAGGUUAUAUUUUUGCUAUCAAAUGCUUAGGGUCAUUCCAUGGAGGUUGUAGGUCCACAUUAUAAGAAGAAGAGGAAGAAGAGGAAGAAGAAGAAGAAGAAGAAGAAGAAGAAGAAGAAGAAAGGCAUUCGACACUAUAGAGUUGUCCCAUUCCUGGCUACAAUUUCCCAAAGACAGGUCCUUCAAACUUGCCCAAAGAUAGCAUGUUGUUGUUUCUGAAGUUGGGUGUGUGGAUGGUUGAAAAAUCAAAUAGGUAUGGAAUCAGCCAAGAGACAACCAGUUGGCCAAAGUCAACCAUCUCAGUGUUUCAGAAACGUCUUUUUGGGAAGUCUUAGCUGGGUCAAUGGUUGGAUGAGAUAGGAACAUGAAGUUGAAGCAACGUGGGCAGAUAUUUAGUGGACUUUGGAAAGGGAAACAACUUGGUCAACGAGUGCCAUCUCUGAAAACGAAACAGAAGAUGUGGCCUAGUUUGUGUUUGCUGGUCAAACAACCACAGAAGGUCUUGCGGUGAUGUCAACACAACGACUAACCUUUUGCUCAGUGGCACACUAGACAGCCUUAUAUUAAUUACUUAGAGUUUAAUACAAGUUAUUUUAUUCAGCAGAGCUGAUCGUAACCUCGCUACGCAGUGGUCUCUCAAUGUGGAUCUUUAUUUUAUUGUCGCCUUUUUGGUUUGUACAGAAUUGGAGCUUGUCUCUCUCAACCGUUGUCUAUGUCUGUUGGAAUCAACCGUAUUAUCUUGCAGGGAGAGUUGUCCAUGCUGCUCGGUUUUCUUGAAUUCUAUAUAUCUGAAAUGUUUCCGUAAACUCCCACAAUUUUUAUUUUUACCAUUUUUAUCAUUCCACUGUUUCUUUUGAAACCUCAAACCUUUCUGUGAAUGAGAUCCCAAGAGCCUGUUUGUUCCUUUUGUCCAUGAAAAUCUGGGUCCCUCUUUCUCGUUGGUCCACGAAACUCUGAUUUCAAGCCAUAUCACAACAUGACCAAUGCUACGAUUUGAACAUGGGAUAGCUAUUUAUUGAGAGAGGUGGGUGUUUAUUUUGCAGUGCUCAAUGGUUUUUCAUUGGUUUGUCUUUUCAAAAUUAGCAAGUCUCCGAUUAACUUUGUGAGCACACGGGACUCUGCCCGUAAAGGACACGCUUCCAUCCGUGUUGCUCCAAUGGUGCUAGUUAGAGAUCGGACAUCUUCUUCCCACCUCUUUUGUUCAAGUAAUAACCCCAAAAUAAUGGAUUCAUUUUCUGGGUAACUUUUGAAUUUCUACUAUACUCGAGUAUAAGCCGAGUUUUCAGCCCUUUUCAUGGCUGAAAAACCUCAUUCGCCUAAAACUCGAGUGAAGAUCCUGGCUGGCUUAUAUUCGGGUCGAGUAUAUAGAUAAUCAGAGUUGGACAGUCUUAUCUUAAAUUUUAUGUAAAUAUUCAAAAACACAACCUACGGAUGCCUCAAUUAAUUUAAUUGUAUUUGUAUCUAUUUUUAUUUUUGAGAUUUAUCACCCUCGUCUUAUACUCAAUAAGUUUUCCAAGUUUGUUUUGGGUAAAAUUAGGUGUCUCGGCUUAUAUAAUCAGGUUGGCUUAUACUCGAGUAUAUACGGAUUUAGUAGAAGGCAGUGAGUAAAUGCUGACUAUGAUUGAAAUCCCAGGACAACAUGACCCCAAAUAAUAAUAAUAAUAAUAAUAAUAAUAAUAAUAAUAAUAAUAAUACUUUAUUUUUCUAUCCCGCUACCAUCUCGGGGUGGUUAACAUGAGGCUGAACCCAACACAGAAACAGAGUAUAACAAUUUAAAACACAUAUCAAUGACUAAAAACAAUAGUACAAAUAGGUUCAGAGCUGUUCGGAAACUGAUUCAAUUAGAAACAAGUUGCUGCCUUACACUGCAUCACACUCUGAUUCCUUUAGCUUCUUAGUGUCAGAUCUAGUUGUCAAACUCUCCAACAUUUCACAGAUGAAAGGGUGUGAUAUAGGCAACAUCAGAGCCUUGUCAAGAAGGCAAAAGGUAUUAAUGAAGAACAGACAAGUUUGGAUUUCGCUGUUGCAGGAUUUCUCCUCUCCUUUCCUAUCCCCCCGGCUUUGACUUCUGCACUUUGAACUCAGUUUGCAGCCAAUGAAAUAAGCUGAGGACAAAGGGGGAAAAUGGGAGGAGAAGGUGAAAAAAAGGAAGAAAAUGGGACAUUCUGAAAGCAGCUGGAAAAGGGAAUUAGGAGGGAAUGAAUUGGAACUCUCCACGCCAAACCAGGUGUAGCACAGUUCUUCUAAUGCUGUGGUUCCCAACCUUUGGACCUCCAGAUGUUUUGGACUUCAGCUCCCACAGUUCCUAACAGCCUGGAUUUCUGGGAGUUGAAGUCCAAAACACCUGGAGGACCAAAGGUUGGGAACCUCUAGUCUAGUCCUACCUACAGAUCACGGUAAGACUUCUCUGCUGGUUUCUUGUCCAAAUACGAACCAGGACAGACAAUACUUAGCUUGCAUUGGAUAUGAGGUUGGAGGUGAGCAACAGUCACCACGCUUUGUCUAAAGCAUUCCUUUCUGGUUGAGUCCUUCACCGCAAUUCACCCCACAGUUGAACUUCCAAUGAAUAUGGAGGUCCAUUUGUAGGUCCACCUUGUGUGGAUUUGAUUAUUCAUGGAAUCAUGGAAUCCUAGAGUUGGAAGAGACCUCACGGGCCAUCCAGUCCAACCCCAUUCUGCCAAGAAGCAGGAAAUCACAUCCAAAGCUCCUUCGACAGAUGUCCAUCCAGCUUAAAAGCCUCCAAAAAAGGAGCUUCCACCACAGAGAGUUCCUCUGUUGAACAGCUCUCACAGUUAGGAAGUUCUUCCUAAUGUUUAGGUGGAAUUCAUAGCAUUUCAAUGUUCUCCAUGGACUUUUAUGGUCAGUUGGACUAUAAGGUUGACCUGGAGGAUCUAGAGCAGUAGUUCUCAAACUGUGGGUCCUCAGGUGUUUUGGUCUACAACUCCCAGAAAACCCAUCCAGUUUACCAACUGUUAGGAUUUCUGGAAGUUGAAGGCCAAAACAUCUGGAGAACCAUUGACCUAGAGAUUCCUUGAGAUAACCCCUUGGUCUUCCAAGACAAUUCUGUGGCCAACUUCUAAUGGGGGUUGACCUUCGAUUCAUACUGGAGGACACAAGAAAGUCCAAACUUAGCAAAGACUUAAAACCAGAAGGCUCGGCAUGGCAUUGAUUUAGUUGUGGUAUGCAAUGAAGCCUGUAAGAGAAUAAUUUAAGAUAUUUCUGGUUCUUUUCAAAACAACUGGACCGCAACUUAUUUGGGAUACAAAUAGGAUGUGGAUUCUUCAGUGUCGUCAGCAAUGCAUCCAGGCUUAGCAGAAGUCAGCAGCUUCCCCAAAUACUAAUUCAUCCAAAUCACAACUUAUCCCUUUUGAUUCAUUUCUGUAUGGCCUAUAGGAAAAGUAUCUUUGGAAAGAUAUAAUCCAUAGUCACCCUUUGAUCAACAAUAUCCUGAUAGCAGGUACAUUCCAAUGUGAAACCAUUAGAGCCCAAAACACCAUUCCUCCCUCUGCACAACUUUAUAAAAUCUCUCUCUGAAACAUCAACAGCAUAAACCUUACAUGUGGGCCACAACAGCCUGCAAUUUUUGUAUAUUUGCUUUGGUUUUUUUCUAUGAAAAAUGAUGUAUUUUUUACUACUUGCUCUGUAAAAAAAAAAGGAAGUUGACUGUAAAUGGCUUUGUUUUAGCUUUGCAUGAUCUUUAAAAAUAUGUCUUUAUUGUCUGGGUUUCCCUUUUUUACUUUUCAGCGAAAGAGCGAUACCAAAAAAAUUAAAAUUAAAUACCUAUCGGCCAGCUUCUUGUUAUUUUGAUCUAUGAUAUUUGUGGAAAUAAAACCUUUUGAGAACUAAAA